This is a messenger RNA of Tripterygium wilfordii, 1999 nucleotides long. Its product is annotated as beta-glucuronosyltransferase GlcAT14B-like. The record is from RefSeq and is a predicted model, not a curated record. Bases 233 to 1519 code for a protein of 428 amino acids. Lineage: Eukaryota; Viridiplantae; Streptophyta; Magnoliopsida; Celastrales; Celastraceae. Gene Ontology annotation, cellular component: membrane. The transcript is spliced from 4 exons. Gene Ontology annotation, molecular function: glucuronosyltransferase activity.
GAGUGAUGCUUGUCACCAAGAUUAAUACCAGUAUUUGAACCAAGAACCUCCAAAGAAGAAAAAUGAAGGUCAGACUCAGAGAAAGCUCUUCGUCACGGCAACAGAAUGUACAAAAGCGAGUGUAGUUUUGCAGCCACGCACCUCUCCAUUUUUACGCCUAUAAAGUUAACAACCACCACCAUCACCACCGCUAAAAGCCUCUUCCUUUCUUGCAUUCUUCGUGUUCGAUGAAAUGAAGAGAUUGAAGAGUUAUUAUAUGCACUUGAGACACCAUCACGCAAUGGAGGGAAAAUGGAUCUUUCCAUUAGUGAUUGGGUCUAUGGUUUCUCUCUUCCUUCUCUUCCUCACCACUCUAACCUCACCGGACGGUACACCGUUUCUUCCUUUCUACCGUUCAAUCACCGGGACGGGCUCUGUUUUCGUUGAGUCCAAGCUCAAACCUUUACCUAUUUCGACCUUACCUCCACCGCCUCGGUUUGCGUACCUAAUCUCUGGUUCUAGAGGAGACGGUGUGAUGCUGAAGAGGACUCUGUUGGCGCUCUACCACCCGAGUAAUCAGUAUGUUGUGCAUUUGGACAGGGAGUCUCCGGCGGAUGAGCGGCUCGAUCUGCAGAAUUUUGUGGAGAAUCACUCGAUAUUCCAGAAAUUUAAGAAUGUGAAUAUGAUUACCAAGGCGAAUUUGGUGACCUACAGAGGACCUACAAUGGUGGCGAAUACCUUGCACGCGGCCUCGAUCUUGCUCAAGAAGGGUGGGGAUUGGGAUUGGUUCAUCAAUCUCAGCGCAUCUGAUUAUCCUCUCGUCACCCAGGAUGAUCUGCUGCACACAUUUUCGUACUUGCCGCGGGAUCUCAAUUUCAUUGAUCAUACGAGUAAUAUUGGCUGGAAAGAAUUUCAGAGGGCGAAGCCGAUAAUAGUAGAUCCAGGGUUGUAUAUGGAUAAGAAGGCUGAUGUUUUCUGGGUGACACAGCGGAGAAGCGUGCCUACGGCGUUCAAACUAUUUACAGGUUCUGCCUGGAUGGCACUUUCUCGACCUUUUAUUGAUUAUUGCAUAUGGGGAUGGGACAAUCUGCCUCGAGUUGUUCUCAUGUAUUAUGCAAACUUCAUAUCAUCCCCAGAAGGUUAUUUUCACACUGUCGUAUGCAAUGCUCAGGAGUUCCGUAACACCACUGUGAAUAAUGACCUUCAUUUCAUAUCAUGGGACAACCCUCCAAAGCAGCAUCCACACCACCUCAACAUUAACGACAUGCAAAAGAUGGUUGAUAGUAACGCGCCAUUUGCCAGAAAGUUCCACCAAGAUGAUCCCGUGCUUGACAAAGUUGAUUCUGAGCUUUUGUCUCGUGGUUCAGGAAUGCCUACUCCUGGUGGUUGGUGCAUAGGAAGUAGAGAAAAUGGUACAGACCCAUGCUCUGUAAUUGGAGAUCCCGCAAUCCUCAGACCUGGACCUGGAGCGAAACGGGUGGAAACUUUGAUCAGCUCUCUGUUAUCUGCUAAUAACUUUCGACCAAGACAGUGCAAGUGACAAAUACCUACAACCCUUGGAUUAAAGUUAUGUCUCAUAUCAAAUAUCAAUGGGGAUAGACUAUGUCCUUAAAAACGCAAGAAGAUACGGCGACGUAACCAGUAUUUCUUUGUGUUAGUUGAAAGAAGAACGCAGAAAUGUUAAAGUUUCACUGGUUUAGAGACAUAAAGGUGGUGGGUUUUGGUUAAAGGAUAUCAGUUACGGGGGGUGGGAUUGCUUUUUCCGCCAAAACACAUGUUAUGUGGGACUGAACACAUCUUAUGUCAAUGUAUACCCUUUAUUUGCAGUGUUGCAAAAAUCGGCCUAGUCGGCCGACUAGUCGCUAGUCGAGGCUUGCCGCUUCGACUAGAGGGUAAUCGGGCCUUUAUUUGUUUUCCUUUUUGUUCUUUCACGUACUGUAACUCUUACCCAGCAUUACAAAGAAUCGAAUGGAAGAAACCUUUUAAGGAUUAAUGCAUAUCUAUCGAUUGUUUUUGUUAA